This is a messenger RNA of Didymosphaeria variabile, 2109 nucleotides long. RefSeq lists its product as uncharacterized. The record is from RefSeq and is a predicted model, not a curated record. Bases 1 to 2109 code for a protein of 702 amino acids. The transcript has 2 exons. NCBI's taxonomy places the organism in Eukaryota, Fungi, Ascomycota, Dothideomycetes, Pleosporales, Didymosphaeriaceae.
AUGGUAGAAAUUCCGACACGGAACGUGCGAAAAUGUUUCCUCUUCGGUCUGCUUUCGCUGGCUUCAGCAUACCCGGUGCCACCAACAACGCUCAGCAUCGUUGAAGCAACCAUUGAAGACCUCCAAGGUGCUCUCAGCUCCGGCCGGACGAACGCUGUGAAACUUCUCGCAAAACACCUCAAUCGGAUUGCGCGAUACUCCCGUCGCGGACCGGAACUCAAUGCUGUUCCUGUUCUGAAUCCAACCAUGUUCGAUGCCGCGCAGGCUUCAGACGAAUUCCGUGCCCAAAAUGGUGGAAAAAUCAGGUCGCUUCUCGAAGGUCUGCCUUUCACAGUGAAGGAUAGCUACAUGCUCGCCGGCCUUCCGGUUGCCGCAGGGUCUCCUGCAUUCCAGAACUUGACUGCCCAUGACGAUGCUUUCACUGUCGGUCAACUUAAGAAAGCUGGUGCGGUGGCUAUUGGAAAGACAACUAUGCCUCCUAUGGCCAACGGCGGGAUGCAGCGAGGUCUAUAUGGAAGGGCGAACAGUCCAUAUAACGAAGAUUUCUUGACUGCAGCUAUGGGGUCAGGCUCUUCCAAUGGUUGCGGUACUUCUACCGCGGCAAGCAUGGCUGCCUUUGGUAUGGCCGAAGAGACUGUAUCAUCAGGCCGAUCUCCAGCUUCUAACAACGGUCUCGUGGCCUACACACCGUCCCGUGGUCUUCUGUCUAUCCGUGGCAAUUGGCCUCUGCAAGUAAUUGCGGAUGUUGCUGUUCCUCAUACGAGGACUGUCGGUGACAUGUUAGCCGUGCUCGACGUGCUCAUGACUACUGACAACGAUACGUUCUCGGACUUUUGGCGAGGACAACCUUACGUCACUCUGCCCCGUGUCGAAGACGUAAGACCAGAUUUCUUUUUCACAUUAGCGAACGCCACUGCACUUGCAGGAAAGCGCAUCGGUGUGCCCAAGAUGUACAUCGGUGGUGAAGACCCGGCAGCCAUCCCAGUCUACAGUCGUGACUCAGUCAUUGAGCUCUGGCGUGAUGCUCGAAAAACACUCGAGUCCCUCGGUGCCACCGUAGAAGAAGUCGACUUCCCCGCGGUCACCAACUACGACCGUCCCCCAGCCCACAACGAGGUGGGAACCAAAUGGCCUCUGCCCAGCUACUACAACGGCAGCAGCGGACCGAACUACACCGAUAUCAAUGGAUACGCGUGGGACAACUUCUUGUACAUGGUAAACGACACAAGCAGUUUCACCACGCUUCUCGACGUGAACGCUAGCCUCAUCUUCCCCCAAAUUCCAGGAACCCUUCCUGAUCGCUACGGUAACACCUUCAACAACCGCACAAGCUCGUAUGACGACCUUGUCGAAGCUGUAGCGCGCCGCAACGGCCGCAACAUAUACGAUUUUCCUGGCCUGGAUGCCCACCUCCAGGCGCUGGAAGAUCGCCGCAAGCGCGACCUGGAAGACUGGAUGGUUGAAAAGUGUCUCGACCUCGUCGUCUGGCCCGCUGCAGGAGACAUUGGCCACGAGGAUGCUGAAACCAACGUCACCGCCUCAGAAAUCACGUGGCGAAACGGUGUGGCGAGGUCCAACGGAAAUGCAGCGAUUCGGCAGCUGGGCAUUCCUACCGUCAACGUCAUGAUGGGUGCUUUGAGCGAUAUCCAUAUGCCCAUGGAUCUCACAUUUGCUUCUAAAGCGUACGACGAUAUGGCCCUGCUGAGCUAUGGCUAUGCUUUUGAGCAGGCGCACAAGCAGCGCUUUGCUCCUCCACGGACGCCUGCGCUGGACACGGACCUUAUCUAUACGAACGGUGAAAGCAAGUACAGCGGCAGCACAGAGGCGCCCGAGUUGCACGUGCAAGUCGCACGCAUUGACAAUUUCACAAUCUCCAUCUCGGGCCAUGUUGCGCACCACACGAGUAGCGAAGUCGAGGUCUCUGUUGACGGUAUCAGUACGCAGGUCUUCCCUUGUGGUGAUGAAACCUGGACUAUUACAGCUCAGACAACACCGUGGUAUGCGGAUGAGUUUCCAAGGGUGUCUAUUCCGGACGAGGGGCUGGCAAUGGUUGUUGUGGUGGUGUCUGCGCCUAACGGGAGAUCAGAUGGGAGCAUGUUCUUCAUCUAA